AUGAAAAGGCCUCAUCUCUCUCAGUUGUCUCUCGUCACGGUUCUGGGGCUUGGUCCCGGCCAGUCCUUCGCCGCUCUCUACGAUACUCCGAUCAAGACCGAAUAUGGCACUGUCCAGGGGUUCAAAUAUUUCAACAGCUCCACCACUGAGAAAUACUUUGGCUUGCCAGACAGUGAUGUUGCUGCCUUCUUAGGCGUCCCCUAUGCAGCCGAUACCAGUUACCAGAAUCGUUGGAAGCCUGCACAGCCUCGCGAGCCAUGGAACGGAACUCUCAUGGCAACUGAGUUUGGCCCCUCUUGCCCUAUCUCGUUGCAACCUUCGAUGGGCUACGCCAUUAGCGAGGACUGUCUGCGUGUAAACAUCUGGACUCCGGCUACUUCGUCUAACGCCUCGCUUCCGGUAUUCGUCUGGAACUACGGCAGUUGGCAGACCAGCACGGACCCUCUUUACGAUGGCGGCGGUCUAGCAACAAAAGAUGUAGUGGUUGUAACCUACAACUACCGCGACGCUGCGUUUGGUUUCCUGGCUCAUCCUGAUCUCAACGCCGAAGCUGGUCGCAAUUCGUCCGGAAACUACGGAAUCCUUGAUUUCUUCACCGCUCUGGAGUGGGUUCAAAGGAACAUUGCAAACUUUGGUGGGGAUCCAAACCGAGUGACGAUUGCCGGGCAGUCAUUCGGAUCUGCUCAAGUUUACCAUGCCGUUAACAGUCCCCUGGCGAAAGGCCUCUUCCACGGCAUGAUUGCGGAAAGCGGAAUUCGGGAUCCAUUCGAUCCGCUCCUUGCCGGCCUUGCUGAUUCUUAUCGGAGCACGGAAUUUAAUCUGAAGACUGGUAUCAACUACACGACCUCCCACAACGUCAGUACGAUUGCCGAGCUGCGGACUCUUAGCAUGGAAGAGCUUCUGGUCGGGAGUGAAGACAGAGAUUCCUCAGUCAGUAACUUGACCGCUCUCUGGACCAACAACCCUCCACUUUUCAAACCGACCCUGGAUGGCUAUGUUCUACCUGAGAAGUACAUCGACUCCCUUCUCAACGGUCCGGCGAACGACGUUCCAAUGAUUACUGGUAACAACAAGGACGAAAGCGGAGCAUCCACCAGCACGAACUACACGGUGGCGGAAUAUGAACAGUACAACACUCAGUGGUACGGCAACCUCUCGACCGAGUUCUUCAAGUUGUACCCUGUCAGCAAUGCGACUCAGGCCGACGCCAUGUGGAACGAAGCUGCUAAGGAUCUUUCUCUCGUCUCCUCCUACCGCUUCGCGAAUGGUUGGGUCAAGUCAGCGAGCAGUGCGUUCUACACUUACUACUGGGACUACGCCCCACCUGGCCAAUCUCAGGGCGCCUAUCACAUGGCCGAGAUUAACUACGCGUUGAAUAAUCUCUACAAUACAGACAAGCCUUGGACUUCGUAUGACUUUUACCUGGCUGACGUCACUUCCUCGUAUUGGGCCAAUUUCAUCAAAACCGGGGACCCGAACAAGGGUGGAUCCUACAAGAAUGGAUCACUUGCAGUGUGGAAUCCCAAUGAGGAAGGGAACGCAACAGUCAUGCAUCUGGGCACAGGCUUCGGUGAGGUCUCGGUUGCGUCAGCGGAGAAGUUGGAUCUCCUGUCAAGGUGGCUGGAUACACAUGUCCCAUACUAG
Messenger RNA from Lasiodiplodia theobromae, 1644 nucleotides. RefSeq names its product Carboxylesterase. The transcript has a single exon. The coding region runs from base 1 to 1644 and encodes 547 amino acids. Lineage: Eukaryota; Fungi; Ascomycota; Dothideomycetes; Botryosphaeriales; Botryosphaeriaceae. The record is from RefSeq and is a predicted model, not a curated record.